Grammomys surdaster is the source of this 3291-nucleotide messenger RNA. It is a transcript of the gene Adamts19, whose product is annotated as ADAM metallopeptidase with thrombospondin type 1 motif 19. The transcript has 21 exons. The coding region runs from base 1 to 3291 and encodes 1096 amino acids. Gene Ontology annotation, biological process: proteolysis; extracellular matrix organization. The record is from RefSeq and is a predicted model, not a curated record. Gene Ontology annotation, molecular function: metalloendopeptidase activity. Gene Ontology annotation, cellular component: extracellular matrix. Lineage: Eukaryota; Metazoa; Chordata; Mammalia; Rodentia; Muridae.
AUGGGCCCCGAGAUGCGCCUGACUCGCAUCUGCUGCUGCUGCUGCCUCCUCUACCAGCUAGGCUUCCUGUCGCAUGGGACCAUCUCAGGGCUGCAGCUCACCCCGGAUCUCGAGGAAUGGGAAAUCGUGUUUCCUGCACUCUGGAGCCGGGAGUCGCCGAACGCUACGGGCCUCAGCGGGGGCAGAGCAGACCCGGGAUCCGGGCGCAGCGCUGGGGGCGGCGGCCGGGGGCAGGCUUCGGGCAGCUCGCGCGAGGUGCGCUCGGUGGCCAGGGCACCAAUGGAAGAAGCCGCGGGAGGCCACUCUGAGCCCUGGUUCGCGUCUCCCCUGCAGCCAGGUACUGAGGACGAGGAGGAACUGGAAUCUCAGGAGCUGCCUCGGGGAUCCAGCGGGGAUACCGCCCUGUCCUCGGGAGCCCCGGCCUCGUGGCAGCCUCCUCUGCCCCCACAACCGCCCUCGUCCCCGCCCCCUGCCCAGCAAGAGGAACCCAGCACGGAGGAGGUGCUGUUGCGGAUCCCGGCCCUCUCCAGGGACUUGUACCUGCUGCUCCGGAGAGAUGGCCGCUUCCUGGCGCAGCGCUUCGCAGUGGAACAGUGGCCCAAACCAGGUCCUGAUCCCACCAGGGCAACGGUUGACCCUCGCCCUCCCAUGCCACCAGACGCUUCCUGCUUUUACACCGGGACAGUGCUGCGCCAUCCUGGCUCUCUGGCCUCUUUCAGCACCUGUGGAGGUGGCCUGAUGGGCUUUAUACAACUCAAUGAAGACUUCAUAUUCAUAGAGCCAUUCAAUGAUACAAUGGCCAUCAUAGGUCACCCACACCGUUUAUACAGGCAGAAAAGGUCCACAGAGGAAAAAGUCACAGAGAACUCAGCUGUUCACCGCCAUCCCUGUGGUGUCAUUUCAGAUAUAUUCCUUCAUCUUAUUCAGAGUUAUAUCAAAUUUGAGGGAAUAGAUGAAGUGGCUUAUGUAGCUGCCCUGAAAGAUUUCUGUGUUCACAAAGAUGAGCCAUGUGAUACUGUGGGUAUUGCUUACUUGAAUGGAAUGUGUAGUGAAAAGAGAAAGUGUAUUAUUGCUGAAGACAAUGGCCUGAACCUUGCGUUUACAAUUGCCCAUGAAAUGGGUCACAACAUGGGCAUCAAUCACGACAAUGACCACCCAUCCUGUGCUGAUGGUCUUCAUAUCAUGUCUGGUGAAUGGAUCAAAGGACAAAAUCUUGGUGAUGUUUCGUGGUCCAGGUGCAGCAAGGAAGAUUUGGAAAGAUUUCUCAGGUCAAAGGCCAGUAGCUGCUUGUUGCAUACAGAUCCACAGAGUCUGAGUUCUGUGCUGGUUCCCUCAAAACUGCCAGGGAUGGCUUACACUGCAGAUGAACAGUGCCAGAUCCUCUUUGGGCCUUUGGCUUCUUUUUGUCAAGAGAUGCAGCAUGUUAUCUGCACAGGUCUGUGGUGCAGAGUGGAGGGGGAAGCAGAGUGCAGGACCAAGCUUGACCCACCAAUGGAUGGGACUGACUGCGACCCUGGCAAGUGGUGUAAGGCUGGAGAAUGCACCCGCAGGACCCCUGCACCCGAGCACUUGGCUGGAGAGUGGAGCCCGUGGAGUUCCUGUAGUCGAAGUUGCAGUUCUGGGGUCAGCAGUCGAGAGCGCAAGUGUCCUGGGCUAGGUUCUGAAGCAAGGGAUUGUAAUGGCCCCAGAAAACAAUACAGAAUAUGUGAGAAUCCACCUUGUCCUGCAGGUUUGCCUGGAUUCAGAGACUGGCAAUGUCAGGCCUAUAGUGUUAGAACUUCGUACCCAAAGCAUGCACUUCAGUGGCAAGCUGUCUUCGAUGAAGAAAAACCAUGUGCCUUGUUUUGCUCUCCUGUUGGAAAAGAACAGCCUGUUCUUCUAUCGGAUAAGGUGAUGGAUGGAACUUCUUGUGGAUAUCAGGGACUAGAUAUAUGUGCAAAUGGCAGGUGCCAGAAAGCUGGUUGUGAUGGUUUAUUGGGGUCUCUUGCCAGGGAAGAUCAUUGUGGCGUAUGUAACGGCAAUGGAAAAUCAUGCAAAGUCAUUAAAGGCGAUUUUAAUCACACCAGAGGGGCAGGUUAUGUAGAAGUACUGGUGAUACCUGCUGGGGCAAGAAGAAUCAAAGUCGUGGAGGAAAAGCCGGCACAUAGCUACUUAGCCCUCCGAGAUGCCAGCAAGCAGUCUAUAAACAGUGACUGGAAGAUAGAACAUUCUGGAGCAUUCAGUCUGGCUGGAACUACAGUCCAUUACAUAAGACGAGGCCUGUGGGAGAAGAUCUCUGCCAAAGGCCCCACAACCACACCUUUACAUCUCCUGGUACUCCUAUUUCAAGAUCAGAAUUACGGUCUUCACUAUGAAUAUACUGUUCCAUCAGACCCACUUCCAGACAAUCAGAGCUCUAAGGAGCCGGGACCCCUCUUCAUGUGGACACACGCAGGCUGGGGGGAUUGCAAUGCCACGUGUGGAGGAGGAGAGAGGAAGACAACAGUGUCCUGCACAAAAAUCAUGAGCAAGAAUAUCAGCCUUGUGGACAACAAGAAAUGCAAGGACUUGACCAAGCCAGAGCCACAGAUUCGGAAGUGCAAUGAGCAACCUUGUCAAACAAGGUGGAUGAUGACGGAAUGGACCACGUGUUCACGAACUUGUGGAAAAGGAGUCCAGAGUAGACAAGUGGCCUGUACCCAGCAACUGGAAAAUGGAACCCUAAUUAGAGCCUGGGAGAGGGAUUGCAUAGGGCCAAAGCCCGCUACUGCUCAGCGCUGCGAGGGACAGGACUGCAUGACAGUGUGGGAGGCCGGAGUGUGGUCGGAGUGCUCAGUGAAGUGUGGCAAAGGUGUACGGCAUCGUACCGUGAGGUGUACUAACCCAAGAAAGAAGUGUGUCCUCUCCACCAGACCCAGGGAGGCAGAGGACUGUGAGGAUUACUCAAAAUGCUACGUGUGGCGAGUUGGUGACUGGUCUAAGUGCUCCAUUACCUGUGGCAAAGGCAUGCAGUCUCGUGUUAUCCAGUGCAUGCAUAAGAUCACAGGAAGACAUGGAAAUGAAUGCUUUUCUUCAGAGAAACCUGCAGCGUACAGGCCAUGCCACCUUCAGCCCUGUAACGAGAAGAUUAAUGUGAAUACAAUAACAUCACCAAGACUAGCUGCCCUGACCUUCAAGUGCCUGGGAGACCAGUGGCCAGUGUACUGCAGAGUGAUACGGGAGAAGAAUCUUUGCCAGGACAUGCGGUGGUACCAGCGGUGCUGUGAGACAUGCAGGGACUUCUAUGCCCAAAAGCUACAGCAGAAGAGUUGA